GAGAGGUUAAAGAAAAAUGACCGAAAAUGCUUGGUUCGUCCUCGGAAGAGCUGCUAACAUUUCUUUCCAGGUUGUGAUGUGCACGUUACAGAAGACUUGAUUUAGCAGGAGCACGUCUUUUGAAUAACAGAACUUGCUGAUACCUAUGGAACAAGAUGCAGCUAAAGACCCGGCCUGGAAUACGAGCUCAAUGUCUGACUUCAGUCUCAAGCCACGUCAACGUACAGUGACCUGGCAGAUUUCUUCUGGUCAUGUUUGUCAGUUUCUCACUUCAACCUGGCUGUACCCUGUACAUAAAGAAUUGGUCAGUGUAAUACAUUAAAAAUAU
Messenger RNA from Acanthoscelides obtectus, 328 nucleotides. Lineage: Eukaryota; Metazoa; Arthropoda; Insecta; Coleoptera; Chrysomelidae. The record is from the annotation of a GenBank genome assembly.